This is a messenger RNA of Closterium sp. NIES-67, 3931 nucleotides long. The record is from the annotation of a GenBank genome assembly. NCBI's taxonomy places the organism in Eukaryota, Viridiplantae, Streptophyta, Zygnematophyceae, Desmidiales, Closteriaceae.
ACAGAGGCAGGUCUCGCGAGAAGCUGACGUAGUUGAGCCAGAAGUUCACUCCUGCGGAGCUGCAGCAUCUGCUGCACCUGGCGAGUCUGCUCUGCUCUGAGCAAUCCCUGCGACCUGUCCAGCCACAGCCUGACCCAGGGACGAAAUUGGUGCUCCCCUCCCCUCCGAUCCCACCACUCCAUCCCAAGUUUCAACCAGCCCUGCCAACGCCUUUCCGGUUGCACCCUACCACUGGUAGUAUCUCCAGCGUUGGAGUCCGCUUGGGAGUGGUGGAAGCCUCUGCUCUGCCAGAGAGUGCUCCCUCCAUCACCUGUGCUCUGCAGCGAGAGUCUCAGCUCGUUUCAUCCCCCAAAGAAGGCUCACAUCCGAAGCAGAAACAGUACUAGCACUAGUACUAGUAGGUCAGAGUCAGUGCAGGGUAUUUCGGACUAGAGUAGGUCUGACGCACUCCAUGAUGUGUGAAGCAGGCAGGGAGCAGGAGGGGAGGGGUGAGGGGGGGGAAGAUGACAGAAUCAGCAGGAAGGAGCAACAGGAGGAGGAGGAGGAGGAGGAGGAGGAGGAGGAGGAGGAGGAGGAGGAGGAGGAGGAGGAGGAGGAGGAGGAGGAGGAGGAGGAGGAGGAAGAGGAGGAGCGGGAGGAGGAAGAGGAGCAAGAGGAGGAGCAAGAGGAGGAACAAGAGGAGGAGGAGGAGGAGGAUGAGGAGGAGGAGGUGGAGGAAGAGGAAUUGGAGGAAGGGGGCGAGGAGGAGGAGGAGGACGAGGAUAAUGAGGAGGAGGAGGGGGAUGAAGAGGAGGAGAAUGAUAGACCAAAUGAGGACGGAGCAGGAGAAAGGGGGGGGCAGCUACAGAAGCAGAAGCGACGGGCAGAUUUGAAACCGUGCUUGCAGCCCCGUGCUAAGAAAAGUAGGCGCCAUGACCGUCAGGGUAACAGUCCCAGCCCCCCCCACGCCAGGAGAAUUUCCAGGAGAUCCCAACAGAAUCGCAGGAGGCACGUGGGGGAAGUGCUGGGGGAGGUGACACCUCGCAGGCGGCAGAAGCUGAAGGAGCUGCUUCUGAAGAUACAGGCGGCGCUGGACGAGACGGGGACGCCAGGGAGAGCACAGGGGGAAAGGGUGAAAUCCUUCGGACUACUCUCAGACCUCAGAGCACACGAGAAGCAGUGCGGUGUGAAGCGGUGGCACUGCUCGUGCGGCAACUCGUUCAGCAGAAAGGACAAACUCGCCAACCAUCUCAACACGUUCACAGAUCACUCCGCUCUCUUCAACCUGCAGCCAGUUGAUAUUCCCAUUCAGCCGAAGCAGAAACCGCAACAGAAGAAGCAGGUUGAGGCGGUGAGUCAGAAGCAACAGCUUGAGGCAUCUCACGGUGCCAACCACCUUGACACGUUCGCGGACAAAUCCAGCCGGCCAGUGGCGGUACCACGUCAACCCAUCGCCGCCCCUCUUCCAAGAGGCUCAUCAUCCGCCCCUAGAAAGGAAAUGGCGGGGCAAAAGGCACUGGUUCCCUGGCCCCAGCAAGACCCUCUUACUGCCUGUGAUUCCGAGGGCCAGAACGCCUCAAGUGGGUAUGCUUCAUUGCUGCAAGAAGCCUUGGAGCCGGCUCAAGGCGCUCCUCAAAUAAUCUCCGAGCCGACUCGGACAUCAGCUUUCGAGUCAACUCAAGGCACUCCACUCCUGCCAGGCGAAAGUGAGGGCUCCAUGUUGCAGCAACCAGCAGCAGUGCCAGUGCCAAGCCUGCCAGUGCGGCACCGCCAUGUGUCUCCAUCCCUGCCAGCUAGGUUGCCCAUGCAGCGUGCUGCACCGGUGGCACAGUCAAUGCAGCCAAUGCAGUCAAUGCAGUCAGCUCAGCCCUUCCCAACAAGCCAGCCCGUCCCAGUGCAGUCAGUGCAGCCAAUGCAGCUAGUGCAGCCAGUGCAGUCAGUGCAGCCAGUGCCGGCAGUGCAUUCCAUGCAGACAACGCAGCCACUGCAGCCGGCUCAGCCCAUCCCAGUUCAAACAGUGCAGGCAGGGCAGGCAGACAUAUACAUACCCCAUACACAGCCUUCCCCAGCCGUAUACCCCCCUCUCUCCUCAUUCCCGCCCAUCGGGCACCCACAGCCGCAAGCACAGGCGCGUCCUGUCCACCCUGCAGCCCACCCAGCCCAGCCGGAUGGUGCGGCUGACCCAGCUGAGCCGGAUUGUGCGGCCGACCCAGCCCUGCCUGAUCCUGCAGCUGGCGUUUCGGCUCUGGCGGCGUCUUGCCGCGUGGCUCUAGAUGCGGACCAGGAAGAGGCGCUCGGAAGGCUCAUUCGCAUGGCUCUCCAGCAGCAGCAGCAGCAGCGGCAGGUCACGCAACAGCAGUCCGAGCAAAGGCAGUUUCAGCAACAGCAGUCUCCGCAGAAGCAGUUUCAGCAGAAGCAGCAUCAGGAGCAAUCCCAGGGGCAUCAGGAAUGGCAGCAGCAGCAAUGGCAGCAGCAGCAGCAACAUAAGCAGCAAGUUCAGGAUCAACAGCAAUGGCAGCCACACCACCAACAGCAACAGCAAGUGCAGCAGCAGCAGCAUCAGCAGCAACAGCAGCAGCAGGAGCAGCAGCAUUACCAACAGCAUCAGGAGCAAUUCCAGGAGCAGCAGCAAAGGCAGCAGCAGCGCCACCAACAGCGAAAGGAAGUGCAGCAGCACAAGCAGCAUUAUAGGCAACACCAGCAGCAACAGCAGCACUUAGAGCUGCAACAGAUGCCGCAUGAGCAGAACAAACCGCAAGGUCCAUUGCAGUACCAGCAUCAUGUGCAGCAUCCAGAAUCGCAGCAACAGCACCUAGAGCUUCAGCAGCGGCUGCAUGAGCAAGGUCCAAUUCUUUACUCGCUACAAGUGCAGAAGCAAGCACCGCAGCCACAACAGCUGCACCAGCUGCACAACUCCCAGCAGCAGCAAGCGCUGCAGCCACAACAGCUGCACCAGCUGCACUACCCCCAGCAGCAUUCCCAGCAGCAGCACUCCGAGCAGCCAAUAUCAGAAGCACACACCAGCAAUCACACUCCAUAUCCAAGUAACGAUCCACCCUCCAACCUUUACCCACCAUCCUCCCACCACCAACCAUACACCACAGCCGACCCCCCACUGCCCAGCACCCCUUUGGCAACUUCCGUUCUCCUUCCACCUCACCACCACAGUUUGACCCAAGGGGGGGUUCUCCACUCUGGUCUGGCAUCAGCCAACCCUCCACCCCACCAACAUGCUUUGAGCCGAGGGGUAGUUUUCGACUCGGAUCUUGGACCCACUGACCCGGCUCCCCACCGCCAUAGCCUGACUCACGGCCCGCUUCCAGAUACCAGCGUUCUCGAGUCAAGUCUACCACUGACUGACCCUCCACCCCACCACCGUAGCUUGAUUGACAGCUCUGCAGCAGCAGCAGCAGCAUCCGCCUCUGCACCCCACCAGCACAGUGUGAUGCAAGGAGUGGUUCUCGAGUCAAAUCAGGCGGUGACGGACCUUCCACCGCACCAGCAAAGGUUGAAUAACAGCUGGGAGGCGUCAGCAGCCCCCGCUCCCCAGCAGCACAGCGCGACUCAUCGCGUGGCUCCAGAUAACCGUGUUCUCGAGUCGGAUAUACCACUGACUGCCCCUCCACCGCACCACCAUAGCUUGAAUAGCAGCUGGGCAGCGUCAACAGCCCCAGCUCCCCAGCAGCACGGCUUGACUCACGGAGUGCUCAUAGAUACUGAUGCUGAUGCUUGUGUUGCAGCCGGGGGGAUUGCUUUGCCCGAUGCCGGAGGGUUAUCUUUGGAGGACCUUUUCCCUGAGCUGAGAGACAGCUUCUGACACUCUUCACAGUCCCUUUGACACAGGGCAGGUGGCAUCGGGCACUCGUUGGUAUCGGGCAGACUUUCAGAAACUUUCAGCAACUUUUUGAAACUUAGGAAGACCUGUCAGUUAGGCGAGAGAACCUCUUAGGGA